CUUUAGUCUCCCAUAUCAAUUCCCAGUCAUUAACCUCGGCGCCGUCAAUAAUCCUGCUGAAUCAACUGAUGCACCCUCCCAGAAUUGGUGUCUGAGUACAUGAUCCUCUCCUUGUUGAAGCGAAGCACUUCAACCGUCCGCUUUCAUUCCACCAUGGCUCCCAUCGGUGUCAAGGUCGCAGCCAAUGACUUUUUGGACUUUGUGAAUGCAUCACCCACUCCCUUCCAUGCUGUCAAGUCCGUCAAGGAACGAUUGACAAAGGUUGGCUUCAAAGAAAUCAAGGAGAAGGAUUCCUGGGCCUCCACCAUCAGCCCUGGCGGCAAGUACUUCCUCACACGCAAUGCGUCCACCGUUGUUGCCUUUGCAGUCGGAAAGAGAUGGAAGCCAGGCAAUCCAAUUGCCAUGAUUGGCGCACACACAGACUCGCCCACCCUUCGAAUCAAGCCGGUCAGCAAGAAACAGGGAGAUGGCUUUCUCCAAGUUGGAGUAGAGACCUACGGCGGCGGGCUAUGGCAUACGUGGUUCGAUCGCGAUCUCGGUGUUGCUGGGCGAGUCAUGGUCCGGGGAAGAGAUGGAAUAGUAGGCCAGAAGCUCGUCAAGAUUGACAAACCCAUUUUCCGAAUUCCUACCCUUGCCGUACACCUCGAUCGACAAGAAACAUUCAGCUUCAACAAGGAAACUCAACUUUUCCCCAUUGUAGGACUUAUUGCCGCAGAAUUAAAACGCCAGGACGAGAAGAAAGGACCCAGCUCUCCCAAGGACGAGGAGAUGGCAGAGUCCAAGCCGUUCACUCCACUCAAGGCCCUCACCACCAGACAUCAUCCUCACAUCGUGGAGCUUGUGGCGGCGGAUGCUGGCGUGAGCCCAGACGACGUGGUCGACUUUGAACUUGUCCUUUUCGACACACAAAAGGCCGUUAUUGGAGGCCUGACGGACGAAUUCAUCUUCUCAGCCAGACUCGACAAUCUCAAUCAAACAUAUUGUGCCACCAUGGGCUUGAUCAAUUCGGUCGAAUCAUCUUCAUCGUUGGAUGACGAGACUUCGAUCCGCCUGAUAGCAUGUUUCGACCAUGAAGAAAUUGGAAGUAUGACCGCACAAGGUGCAUUCUCAGUCAUGCUGCCCGCCAUCAUCCGCCGCCUGUCAGUCCUCAACCCAUCAGGCUUUGCCGAAGAGGGAUCAGAACAAUCAUACGUUCAUGCUAGCGACCCCGAAUCAUCCACAGCAUAUGAGCAAACCUUGUCAAGCUCUUUCUUGUUGUCCGCAGACAUGGCACACUCUGUCAAUCCCAAUUACGCCGGAAAGUACGAGUCAGACCAUCGACCCGAGAUGAACCAAGGUCCUGUGAUCAAGAUCAAUGCUAAUGCAAGAUAUGCAACAAAUUCGCCGGGCAUCGUUCUCCUCCAGGAAGUGGCACGCAAGGCCGCCAAGAUGAUCGAGAGCGACCCUGAAGGAGUGCCUCUGCAGCUCUUUGUGGUGCGGAACGACUCAAGUUGUGGAAGCACUAUUGGACCCAUGUUGUCGGCUCAUCUGGGAGCUCGAACCCUGGAUCUGGGCAACCCACAGCUGUCAAUGCACAGUUGUCGUGAGACUGGAGGUGCAGACGAUGUUCAUCACGCCAUUCGCCUGUUCACCAGCUUCUUCCAACAUUACUCUGCGUUGGAGAAGACAAUUUUGGUUGACUGAUGUAUUGGCAUUUGGGAGCAGAGGGCGCCUUGGUGGGGAGGAGUUUUUGUAGACGCAACGAUAGUUUCAUUCGAGGCGGAGAUUGACGAGUAGCAAGACCACGUAUGCUAGGGGAGGCAUGUACAUGUAUAUAUAAGAAGACACUCAUGGGGAUAGGACUGACACCCUGUGGACUAUCCCUCCUGCAGAUCUCAUGUACGAUCGGAGAAUUUAUGGAGGACUGGUGACUGGAUGUGGGAUGGGAAAGGAGCGAGUGGAUGAGAUCUCAUCUCCAAAUUUCUCCACCGUUAGAAAUAUUAGAAAUAUGGCUCAAGCUCAACCACGUAACCAAAAGAUAAUCUCAGUAACCCAACCAUCA
Exophiala mesophila is the source of this 2041-nucleotide messenger RNA. Its product is annotated as aspartyl aminopeptidase. The transcript has 2 exons. Gene Ontology annotation, molecular function: zinc ion binding; metalloaminopeptidase activity. The record is from RefSeq and is a predicted model, not a curated record. NCBI's taxonomy places the organism in Eukaryota, Fungi, Ascomycota, Eurotiomycetes, Chaetothyriales, Herpotrichiellaceae. The coding region runs from base 100 to 1683 and encodes 527 amino acids. Gene Ontology annotation, cellular component: fungal-type vacuole. Gene Ontology annotation, biological process: proteolysis.